AACUUGUUGUGCGGUUCCAAACCACUAUCGUCCUGCUUGAAUAGAGAAUACUCCUCAGUCUUAUUAGGGAUUGGGGUCUCUUUGUUGUAUAUAGAUCCCACUUGCGACGAAAUCGAAAUCAAUUUAGGCUUCAAGUUCUCUUGCCCUUAGGGCGGCCUUUAUAGUUAUUCGGCACUUGAUAGCGAAUAUUUUCCCAAAUAUUAAUUCCAACAAUCUAUAUCCUCUACUUUCAGCUUGAAUAAGCCUUCCAUAUACAACAACCGGAUUUCAACAAAGCUGUUUUUGAUUCCAGCUUGCUCCCAAAUCGCAUCCCAAUAUCAAGUUCGAUAGAUACUCGAACGACGCCACCAGCAACAUCCAGGGUCUCAAUCAUGUCACACUCCAAACGCAACACAUCACUCGCAUUUUUCACAUCGUACGAGCGCUCACUGCUCAAAUCCAGCUGGGGCAGCCAAUCGACCCGCUUGUCCCGAGAGUCUUUCCUCCCAUUUGGAUAUUGCCGACUAUGUCUAGGCUUCGCCAAUUCCCCUGUCACCUGCACAGAUGGCUACGUGGACGGACUGGGACAAUCCCAACCGAUCAAAGUGCACUUAUUCUGCCGCGAAUGCGCAUUGAAUGAUCUCAUGGCGCAACGAAAGGAAAUCAAGCGUUUGGAACGGGAAAGCGAGCUCCGCGAAAGAGAGGAGCGCGAAGCCGCUGAACGGGAGGAAGAGGAACGACGACGCCGUGAUCUCGAGGGUUUCGAGAGGGCCGAGAUGGGCUUUGAUGAUUCCGUGCUCCCCGGGACCAAGAGAAAACGGGUUGCUGAGGAGAUGCAUUCCCGCAGCACCAACGACGCCGACCUCCCAGAAAAAAAGGUCAAGUCGUCAGCAGCAUCCGAAGCCAGUUUCUGGGUGCCUGGAUCGGAUACUCUUGCGGCAGCCAACAACAACAAAAACUCCAAAUCGAACCAAAUGUCAAAACUGCAUCCCUUAUGCCCGGCCUCGACUCCUGCAACCAAGCAUUCUUACUCGCUCAAGUCGCUGGUCACUGUCAACUUUACAGAAGAGAGCGAGGCGGAGAGGGACUCACAGUCGACACCAGGUAACAAGUCGGCUGAUGAACGGGUCCGGAUUUGUCCGAGUUGCAAGAAAGCCCUGACGAAUUCGUCAAGGCCCAUGCUGGGCACGGCUGAGGGUUGUGGACAUGUCGUCUGUGGAGGCUGUGCCGAGUUAUUGGUCUAUUCGGGCCCAAUAUUGGCAUCAUCGGAAAGGAAAAGCUCGAGCUCGAAACCGAAUCUCAGCGCGAGGAACCAAGACCAGGGGUCUGCUAAAGCGGAGAGCAUCUCCAGCGGGAACAAGGAGAAAGGGGAACAGGAACAGGAACAGCUGCGGCCACGAAUAACCUGUUUUGUCUGCGAGGCGGAUCUAAGUGGCACUACCACCACCAACAAAGCAGACAGCAGCGAGGCGACGGAGAACAACGGGGCAUCCAAAAACGAUAAAAACCAAAAAGAAGGCGAGCGACGACAGAAGAGGCCUGGCAGACUGGUCGAGAUCAGCUGCGAAGGCACAGGGUUUGCUGGCGGAGGGACAAACGUGGCGAAGCGGGAGGGUGUCGCUUUUCAAUGUUAGCCUGAGUCGAGUCGGGUACUCCUAAUAAAUAUCUUACAGUAUGCUACAGCAAGUCUUCUCUACAAGGUCACGGAGGUUGAAGAUGUUAGUAAUUGGGCAUCUUGACAAUGAGCAUUGGUUCCUGUAUCACAGCUCGAGUAGUUUGUCUUUGAGCCAAAUUGUCGUCACACGUUCGUGGCUAGCUAUAACCGAUUUCAAAUCGUCCAGGAAGAAUCAAGCUGCCAAGGUACCG
Exophiala dermatitidis NIH/UT8656 is the source of this 1845-nucleotide messenger RNA. RefSeq lists its product as uncharacterized. The transcript has a single exon. Lineage: Eukaryota; Fungi; Ascomycota; Eurotiomycetes; Chaetothyriales; Herpotrichiellaceae. Gene Ontology annotation, molecular function: ubiquitin protein ligase activity. The coding region runs from base 372 to 1613 and encodes 413 amino acids. Gene Ontology annotation, cellular component: nucleus. The record is from RefSeq and is a predicted model, not a curated record.